Molecule: messenger RNA, 666 nt
Organism: Haliotis rubra (blacklip abalone)
Lineage: Eukaryota; Metazoa; Mollusca; Gastropoda; Lepetellida; Haliotidae
Exons: 7
Coding region: 16-651 (211 amino acids)
Source: RefSeq, a predicted model, not a curated record
UACUGCGUAAAGUGGAUGGCGAGAUAUUGGUACAAGGUACUUGCGAGUCGCUAUGUUUGCUGUGGCCACUCUCGUCGCACUGCUUCUGCAUGGAGCAAGCGGAACAACAGAGUUUGCUCACAGUGCCGUGACACCCGGGAAUGGAGAGGUCAUCCCUAUGGACAUCGAGCUGCACGACAAUACCAUGACUUUACAAAGGGCUUAGUGGCUAUGAAGAUCACCGAAAAAGACACUUGUUUUGUGAAGCCAUCUGACGAGACAUACGACGACAUUAAGAAGGUCGUAGACGACAUCAAAAAGGGAGAGAAAGCACCAAAGGUCCAAGCUACUGAAGAGUGGGUCGUUCCCAAAACGCCAUUACCUGCAGAAGAGAUCGAACAGAAAGUGGGAAAGAGGAUAGCAAAGUUCUGUAGCGGCUGCAAAGUGCAAUUCCUCCAAGACGGCAAAGUGAUCAGGGCUGCUGCAGAUGUCCCGAGAGUAACCGCGAAAAGAGGUGCUGUGAGGAGCCGGUCUAAAGGAUUUAUUGAAUUCUGCCUGUUCUGCUGUUCCACUGCUUGGAAAAUAAAAACACAGCCCGACCAUGCAAUAAAUGUGGCGUCAACUGACUCUGGAUCUGUGUUUUAUAUUGCCUUUUAUAUUUCAUUUUUUUAAAAUCCAUGUCAAAUA